Messenger RNA from Aspergillus terreus NIH2624, 1338 nucleotides. RefSeq names its product UDP-N-acetylglucosamine 1-carboxyvinyltransferase family protein (gene udpA). The transcript has a single exon. Gene Ontology annotation, molecular function: UDP-N-acetylglucosamine 1-carboxyvinyltransferase activity. Gene Ontology annotation, biological process: UDP-N-acetylgalactosamine biosynthetic process; peptidoglycan biosynthetic process. NCBI's taxonomy places the organism in Eukaryota, Fungi, Ascomycota, Eurotiomycetes, Eurotiales, Aspergillaceae. Bases 1 to 1338 code for a protein of 445 amino acids. The record is from RefSeq and is a predicted model, not a curated record.
AUGCCACGUGCGACAAGACAUAUAGCUAUCGAGGGCGGUCACAAUGUUACGGGAGAUAUACACAUCUCUGGCUCCAAAAAUGCCGGGCUAGCUCUCCUGGCCGCAUCCCUCUUGGCCGCUGGGCAAAGCACCCUUGAAGGGAUCCCGCCCUUGUCCGAUAUUGCCAGUAUGGGCCAUAUCUGUGAAUCUUUGGGCGCAGUCAUUGAACGCACAUCCGAUUCCUUGCGGAUCGAUACGACGAACCUAGGCAGUCUCGAUGUCCCAGACCGUCUCACCCGAUCACUACGGGCCUCAAUCUUGACCCUGGGUCCUCUCCUUGCGCGCUUUGGAUUCGCAAAACUAUGUCUCCCUGGAGGAUGCUCAAUCGGGGCACGGCCAAUCGAGGAACACUUGAAGGGGUUGGAGAAGAUGGGAGCUGAUAUCAAAGUCACGGAGGGGUCCAUUGAGGCUCGCGCGCCUUCGGGAAUACAUGGGGCCACCAUUCAUAUGCAGACUCCAUCCGUGACAGGAACCAUGAACUUGAUGAUGGCAGCAUGUAUAGCUUUUGGAGUGACCUAUAUCUACAAUCCAGCCAGGGAACCCGAGGUGACAGACCUGGCCAAUUGUCUCAUUAGCAUGGGCGCGAUGAUACAAGGAGCGGGAUCCGAUCGUAUCACUAUCCAUGGCUGUGACAAGCUUCUCGCCCCCUAUAAAUAUAAAGUCAUGGAAGACCGAAUCGAGGCAGGAACUUUUCUGAUUCUCGGAGCAAUGGCUGGGAAUCCUCUGGCAGUGUAUAACUGUACUGCUGCGUACCAGGCCCCAUUGCUCAAAAAGCUGCGCGCAAUCGGUGCUCAGAUCGACGUCAACGAAAGAUCAAUAGUUGUCCGUAAGGCCAGUCGCCCCGUGGCCGUGGACAUCCAAACGGGCCCAUAUCCUGCCUUCCCGACAGACCUUCAACCGCAACUCAUGGCACUGCUCUCAAUAGCGCAGGGCACGUCCAGGAUCACUGAGACGAUCUUCGAAGAGCGUUUCAAUCAAGCUGCGGGACUGAUCGCCAUGGGAGCGGAUAUUCGCCUUGAUGGGCAAGACGCCGUGAUAUCAGGUGUGCGGGAGCUAUCCGGGGGCAUGGUAGCUGCUACAGAUUUACGGGCAGGUGCUAGUCUAGUCAUUGCAGCCAUCGCUGCCAAGGGGCUGACCGUCAUUUCGGGCACUCAUUAUAUUGAACGGGGGUAUUAUGGGCUACAGAGCAAAUUGAGGAAGAUUGGGGUGAAAGUGAAGCGACUCCGGAGCUUCGAUGAAGGAGAACGAAAAGUCGAGACUGCUCAAACGACAGUCCCUACUCUCUGCUCCAAGUCCUAG